CUUUUAUACCUUAAUUUCCCCAACCCUAGCGGAAUCUCUGUCGUCUCCUACAGCAAAACCUUCCCGCCUCGCCGGAAACUCUUCGCCGGAGCAGCCAUGGGUCGCGUUCGUACCAAGACCGUGAAGAAGUCGUCGCGCCAAGUCAUCGAGCGGUAUUACUCGCGCAUGACGUUGGACUUCCACACCAACAAGAAGGUGCUGGAAGAGGUGGCCAUCAUCGCGUCCAAGCGCCUCCGCAACAAGAUCGCCGGGUUCUCCACCCACCUGAUGAAGCGGAUCCAGAAGGGACCCGUCCGGGGAAUCUCUCUCAAGCUUCAGGAGGAGGAGAGGGAGCGGCGUAUGGACUUCGUCCCCGACGAGUCUGCCAUCAAGGUGGACCGCAUCGAGGUCGAUCAGGAGACCAUUGACCUGCUCGCUGCAAUGGGCAUGAGCGAUCUCCCUGGGGUUGUGCUCAAGGAUGAGCAGCAGUCUGUCAUUGCCCCCGCCGCCGUCUACGGCGGCGCCCGCGGUGGCUUUGGAGGAAGACGGUACUGAAAGGAGUCGUAGACUUUUCUUCUCUUGACUUUAUUAUGUUUUUUUUGGAAGAUUUUGCAGUUUUGAUGGCUUCAGCUUGUGGGCAGUCUGAAAUUUUGUUUUACCAAUUGAUAAAUUGUUAUAGAUUCAAAGUUUUAUAUGCUUGAUUGCUAAUUUUGCUAUUUCUUUAUUGAAAGUUUCAAUCUUGGUUUUGGUUUCUUGUAAA
Ipomoea nil (Japanese morning glory) is the source of this 739-nucleotide messenger RNA. Its product is annotated as 40S ribosomal protein S17-like. The record is from RefSeq and is a predicted model, not a curated record. Gene Ontology annotation, cellular component: ribosome. The transcript has a single exon. Gene Ontology annotation, molecular function: structural constituent of ribosome. Gene Ontology annotation, biological process: translation. NCBI's taxonomy places the organism in Eukaryota, Viridiplantae, Streptophyta, Magnoliopsida, Solanales, Convolvulaceae. Bases 97 to 534 code for a protein of 145 amino acids.